This is a messenger RNA of Pseudozyma hubeiensis SY62, 207 nucleotides long. RefSeq lists its product as hypothetical. Lineage: Eukaryota; Fungi; Basidiomycota; Ustilaginomycetes; Ustilaginales; Ustilaginaceae. Bases 1 to 207 code for a protein of 68 amino acids. The transcript has 2 exons. The record is from RefSeq and is a predicted model, not a curated record.
AUGUGCCUCCCACGACAGCGAGAAGCUACUAUCCAGUCGGAAUCGGUAAUGCGUCGUGCGCUGGAACGCCAACGGAUGUGCAGUUGCUACUUGCCACCGAAAGACACGCUGACUGCAGUUCGUCAAGACCGGAUCAAGAAAGAUGCUGCUUCUGAUGCCAUUGCAGUGUUGACUGAAUGGCCCAUCCAGAUACGUACUUUGAUAUGA